UUCAGUUUUUUUUUUUUUUUUCGCCGGAGAAAAAAAAAAUGGCGAUCGAAGUUUUUCCCGACAGUCCGACAAUGGGGAUGAGUCCUCGGAUCUCGUUCUCGCACGAUCUUUCCCAAUCCGACGUCGUACCAGUCGAAGAGUACAUUCGCACCACCACCUCCUCCGCCAUCGAUUUCGACUUCUGCGUUUUCCGGGAAAGCUUCGACCACCAUUCCUCCUCCGCCGACGAGCUCUUCUUCGAUGGCAAGAUUCUCCCCAUCCAAAUCAAGAAACGACUCUCCCCCGCCGCCACGCCUCCAGUACUCAAAAACCCACCACCACAACCGUCGCCGCCGCCGUCAUCCGCCCUUCCACCGGCGGCGCCGCCGCAGAAACCCCCGCCGCCCAGCAAGCCGUCCGCCGCCGCGGCGAGCGCGAAUGAAACGAAGAACCCGGUAGUAACUGCAGAGCCGCCGGAGGAAAAGCAGAAGUCCUUCUGGCGUUUCAAGCGGAGCUCGAGCUUGAACUGCGGCGGCAGCGGCGGCUACGGCGGAACCCUCUGCCCCUUGCCGCUCCUGUCAAGAAGUAACUCCGCCGGCUCCGCUUCCAGCGGUAAGCGCUCGUCGGUUUCAAAUAAUCACAAACAGAACUUCUCGAAAUACGCGCCGCCGAAGCAAGCGCCGCCGCCGCCGCAAUCCGCGUAUUCCUCGUCGUCUAAGCCGCCGUUGAAGAAGAACAGCCAUUCUUCUUCUUCUUACAUAAAUGGGUUUAAAUUCAAUCACGUGUUAAAUGUUCCUCCGGCGAAUCUAUUCGGCUUCGGCUCCAUCUUCUCCGGCGGCAGAGACAGAAGCAAGAAAAAGUUUUAACCUUUUUUUAAUUAAUUAAUUAAUUAAUUAACAUUUGUUUUGAUUCUUGAUUUUUAAUCUUUUUUUAAUUAAUUAAUGAUUGUGCAUCAUCAUUUCUUGAUUAACACUAAUGCUGCUUUUAGACCAUGAUUAAGAUUGUAAUUAACGUGGGUUUUUUAGUAAAUUAAUUAACAUGAAUUUAAAGUAA
Erythranthe guttata (spotted monkey flower) is the source of this 1032-nucleotide messenger RNA. RefSeq lists its product as uncharacterized. NCBI's taxonomy places the organism in Eukaryota, Viridiplantae, Streptophyta, Magnoliopsida, Lamiales, Phrymaceae. The record is from RefSeq and is a predicted model, not a curated record.